Molecule: messenger RNA, 852 nt
Organism: Symbiodinium natans
Lineage: Eukaryota; Dinophyceae; Suessiales; Symbiodiniaceae
Source: the annotation of a GenBank genome assembly
AUGCGGCGCCUUGUUGCGAUCGGCUCCUGCUGGCUUGCUGCGGGGAGCGACUGCAGCUGCGCGGACACGAGGCGGCCCCUGCGAACGGAGAGCGCCUGGCGCGCUGCUCAGCAGGCUGAGGUGGAUGAGCUGCUCGACAUGCACUGGGACUACACACGGACAGGCUACACCAUCAGCAUCGAAGAUGAUGAGCUCGUCCAGCAAGCCCAGAUGCGAGUGCGGAAUGCUUCGGAAACCGACGCGCCGUCUGCCCACGUGUACGGAGAGCUUACUGCGAACGGGGUGCGCCAGCUCUCCAGUUUCCUUGGCCUGGACGAGGCCACGGAUGCGUCGUUCGUGGAUCUGGGGGCUGGCGUCGGGAAGCUGGUGGUGCAGAUCUACCUGGAGAACCCAAGGGUGCGCAGAGCACUAGGCGUGGAGCUCUCGCCCGGACGCGCGGAGGCCGGCAAGGAAGCUUUGAGGGAGCUGCGCGCCGGGCCUUUGCCUUCACUGCGUCGGCGGGCGCUCUUGGGUCAAACUUUGGAGGACGGAGCGUUUGCGUCUGAUCCCAUGGCUUUAACCGGCGAAGUGGACUUUGUGGAGGGUGACAUGUUUCAGCUGGACCUGAGCCACGCCACACAUGUCUACAUGGCGUCUACCUCUUGGUGCCCCUCGAUGCUGCGCAAGCUGGCGGCCAAGCUGCUGAAGGAGGCGACAAACCUGCAGGCUGCCGCAUCGCUGAAGCGCUUGCCUGAGGGCCUUGCCGGCUUCGAAGAGUCCCAAGCCCAACUCCAGACGUCGUGGACCAAAAAGGAUCCCUCCGGCUCUCGAGUGUACAUAUACCGCCCUGUGCAGCAAUGCCAUGCAACGUGA